AUUAUACUAGCCCCCCCCCCCCCCCCUUUAUCCCAGUUUCCUCCUCCGCUGUAAACCAAAGCCAAAACACCAUGUUUGAGGAAUCUGUCUCCGCCCUGCCCUCAAUUUGGGCCUCCAUGAACAGCUGGUUAACCCCAACUGUUCUCUUCCUCCUCCUCAACCUCAUUAUUGGCACCAUCGCCAUUGCCUCCAGCUUAGGCACCCAGAUGCACCACGACCAGGACCAACACCAGCACCAACAACACCAAGGCUUGGUUAGAUCUUCUUCUGUUCUGCAGCGCUUUAAGUCCAUCAACUUCUACAGCUACAGAUCUCCAGAACCCGCCACGAAUUACGAAAGAGCCCCCGAGUCCGAGACCCAUGAGGUCGAACAGCACAAGCUCCACAGAUCUCCUUCCAUGCUGCAGCGCCUCCAGUCCAUCAAGUUCCAGUUCCAAUUUCCCAGAGAACCCAGCCCCCUGCAGACCCGAGACUUGGUAGUUCCGGGGCCCGAACCGGAGACCCAUUUCACUACUUUUGAGCACUCCCCUGAAGACGAAUCUGAAAAAGAAGAAGAAGAAGAAGAAGAAGGACAGCACGAAGAGUUGGAGCUGGAUGAUGAAGACCAGUUCGAAGUUGAAGCAGGAGGUGAAGAGGAGGACCAGACACUCGACCAGAUUUACCGCCAGCUACAGCUGCAGGACCACCACGUCACCAGGACGACAUCGGACACCUUGCCGGCUCCCGGCGAGGUGCCCACGAAGCUGCCGAAGAAGAUGAAGAAGUCGGCGAGCACCAAGUCGGCAUUUUCUCAUUUCGCGGCGGAGGACAUCGUGGAGAAGCGCCGGCCGGAGACGGUGAGGGAGAAGAAGGCGGCGAAGGCGGACGAGGAUGAUGAGGAGGUGGAUGCGAAAGCCGAUGACUUCAUCAACAGGUUCAAGCAGCAGCUGAAGCUGCAGAGGCUGGACUCGGUCGUUAGGUACAAGGACAUGAUCAGUAGAGGCAGCGACAACAAGUGAUUAUGUUGUUAGUUUUGAUGCAAAUGGAAGUUAUCAUUGUCUGGGUUUUGAUUAAUGUCUUGUUAAUUUUUGGGGAAGAAGGAGAUUUCAUUUCGGUUAAUGAAAUUUUAGGGGGUCUUGAAUGUAAUGUAGAUCUGUGCUCUACGUACUAGUCUCUCUCACUACUGUUGCUCUGCUGCUGCAGCUCUCUUGUUUUGUUUGUUCAGAUAUGCCCUUUGUUA
Argentina anserina (silverweed cinquefoil) is the source of this 1219-nucleotide messenger RNA. Its product is annotated as pathogen-associated molecular patterns-induced protein A70. The coding region runs from base 72 to 998 and encodes 308 amino acids. The transcript has a single exon. NCBI's taxonomy places the organism in Eukaryota, Viridiplantae, Streptophyta, Magnoliopsida, Rosales, Rosaceae. The record is from RefSeq and is a predicted model, not a curated record.